Messenger RNA from Fusarium keratoplasticum, 375 nucleotides. RefSeq lists its product as uncharacterized. The record is from RefSeq and is a predicted model, not a curated record. The transcript has a single exon. Lineage: Eukaryota; Fungi; Ascomycota; Sordariomycetes; Hypocreales; Nectriaceae. The coding region runs from base 1 to 375 and encodes 124 amino acids.
AUGCCGAACCUCAGCAUCACAUCGCAGCCUCCCCCGUGGGCCGCAACUUCGACGAUACUGUACCCGCCCCUGGUUGCCCGGUUCACGUCCAGGUCGAGGUCUUCAAGCUCGAGCUACUUCGCCAUGGCCAUCCUGAUGGGGAGCGACGGGGUCAUGGUCGAAGGGGCCCUCUUCGGCAACACCACUGCCACGGGUGUCGAGACUGGUGGCAGGUCGGGGACUGACCUUUCCUUCCACUUCGUCGACCUAUAUAUCGCCUAUCCGGGGACAUACUAUAUCAGGGUGGACGUCUACAAGGCACCCGGGCAUGACUACAAUGCGGCUACACUUAGCACCGAGGUCAACAGCAAUCAGAUCGUCGUUACCGAAGGCUGA